This is a messenger RNA of Humulus lupulus (European hop), 1284 nucleotides long. RefSeq lists its product as uncharacterized. Lineage: Eukaryota; Viridiplantae; Streptophyta; Magnoliopsida; Rosales; Cannabaceae. The transcript is spliced from 2 exons. The coding region runs from base 1 to 1284 and encodes 427 amino acids. The record is from RefSeq and is a predicted model, not a curated record.
AUGAACCCCAUCCCUUCUCUCCUUGACCCCAACCUCUCUGUCUUCCUCCCCAACCCCACCCUCGAUCUUCCUCCUCCCAUGAAUCUCGAACCCUCUCUCCCCGUCCCAACUCACCCCACUUCCUCCCCACCUUCGGCUGUCUCUUCUCAACCCCGUGACCCCUCCCCUCCACCCCGUCCUCCCUCCCCACCACUCCGUGAUCCUUCUCCACCUCCUAGAGCCCUCUCCCCUCCACCUCCACCCAAACCCUCUGGCAUCGCCUCUCGCACCCGCACCCGCCAACAAAUCCCUUCCCUUCCCUCUACUCCGCCCAAGCCUCCUGGUCAAGUCAAGACAUUGGCUAGCAAACGUAAGCCCUCUCAUGGUGUUGUGCCUGAGUCCACCCCGGACUCUCCGCCUCCAUUGGGUCCUGCCAAGAGGCCCACGUUCACUGAGACUAUUUCUUUGCGAAAAUUGUUGCCUGAACGAUUGUUGGAUUACUUGGAGUGUACAUCUUUGGGCUUGUAUGACAUUAUUGAGUUUCAUGGGUGGAAAGAGUCUGUGUCUGCUCUACGUGUGCCUUGUCCAUCUUUGGUUCAUGAAUUUUAUUCUAACCUUUCUGCUGAUGUUAUUGAUCCGGUUCAUGAAAAUUUUGGGAAAGUGUUUUUGCGUGGCAAUUGGAUUUCGUUUACUCCAUUGGUUAUUGCAGAAUGUUUACACCUGCCCCUGCUUGAUGAGCCUACAUUCUCUGCUGAGUUUACUCCGGGCAUGGAUGAGGUUGCUCGCACUCUCACUGGAAACUCUUCUUCGACUUGGCCCACUUCCAAUGCGGUUCUUGCUGCUGAACUCACCCCUCUCUACCACAUUUUGCACGUUGUUGCUGUCUUCAAUUGGCAGCCCACUGCUCACAAGUCUACGGUUGGGGCUGAUCUGGCUCGCUUUCUCUUUGCUGUGGGUACUCUCCAGUCUAUCAGUUUACCUCACUGUUUGUUUCAGGUUAUAUUGGAGGCUGCCAUGUGGCCUGGGGUCUCUAGGAUUUUGCCCCUGCCUUGUCUGAUUCAACGCAUUGCUCACUGUUUCUCUGCUGUCCCUUCCAAAAGCAUGGACACUCGAAUCUCUCUCAAGGUUAUAAAUUUGGCCUCAACUAGGUCCAAGGCUAAGAAGAAAGGUCCCACAGUCAAGGAUCCUAUGGCUGCCUCUUCCUUGGGUGUCAAACAAUCCUCAUGGAAGUAUCGCUUGUUUGACUGGAUUCAUUCUUUCAGCACUGAGUUUCAGUCCUUCAAAUCUGAGUUCAGAUUGGCCUAA